CGCGGUUAUUUGACAUGUAAGAAAACGAAGAAAGAUGAGGACGAUCUUCCGGUCUCUCUUCGUCGUCUCUGUCUCUCCGUCCUUGGAUGAUCUCAUGGGUGAUGACCAGAUGAGUUUUGAAGCGAAUCCCAGGAAAACCUACCUCUAUCUCUAAUUGGCAGAGAGCAGCAAGUUAAUGGCUGCUGCAGAAGUAAGAGCUGCUUGGCAGCGUGCUACUAAUCGUCGCAUUAUCCAAGAAGAUGCCAGGAGGGCUCCAAAAUUUUCAGGCAGCCCAUCACCUUCUUCAUCAAACUUGGAGUCUGAUGGUGCUCCUGGUGAUUGCACUACUGGCCGAGAUCAUGUAACCCCUGUUCGGUAUCCCCAAAAACCCAAUUCCAACCUGCCGUCCAAUGUAAAAUGGUGGUUGCACCUCCAACACGAUAUUGAUAAUCAGAAGGACAUUUCCUAUGAACAGCAUAACAUGUUUGAAGCUGAAAUUGAAUGUUUGAAUACUGGGUUUAUUAAUGAAAAUGAAAAAUUAUGUGAGAAUCUCCAGACUGUUGAGGAAAGCAUUACUCUGACAAUGCAUAAUGACAAGUAUUUAUUUGAGCAUUCAUCUAAGAUCCCAGCUACUUGCAAAAAAAAUGAGCUGGGUGCCAGAGUCCAGGAACUAAAGGCCACACUUGCUCGAGAACGCCAAAAGGAUGUGGGUGGUUUCUGGUGCCCAGAUGAUUGCCUGAUUGACUUGGAAUUUGACUGCUUGGUAUAUGAACAGCCAAAGAAGCUUUCUUCUGAUUUGGAAUCUGAGUGGAUGGGUGUUGAGAAGACUGAGCCAUGGUGGCGCACAGCUGGUAAGGAUGAGUUGCCUUCCUUGGUUGCUCAGAAGUCACUUGGGCAGAUUGAGAAUUGUGAUCUUCCUCAACCUUUGAACAAGCAUUUAAGGAAGGGACCAUCUGCUUCUAUGGAGUUUCUUGACUACAGUGAGUCUUUGGCUUCUUCAGACUGGACUACUGGGGUGCAGCUCCGUAAACUUGCCAGCCAUACUCAAGGAAGUCCCACUUCAGCUAGUGUUCAUAAUGGUAGUAAUGUGACUCCAUCAAGAUGUGUGUCAGAGAGAUUAUUCAGUGGCAAUAACUCGGAUGCAAGAAACAAGGAUGAGGCGGGGUACCAAAAUUCAUCAGAGAUGGAUCCAAGCAAAGCUCAGUUGUUGGAAGCACUGUGUCACUCACAAACACGAGCAAGGGAGGCCGAGGAGGCAGCCGAGCAAGCCUAUAAUGAGAAGGAGCACGUCCUCACCCUUUUUUUUCGACAGGCUUCACAACUCUUUGCUUACAAACAAUGGCUCCAUAUUCUGCAGCUUGAGAACUUCUACCUUCAGUUUAAAAACAAGAAUGCUCCGAUUUCUACUUUUUUCCCUUCAAAGAAGAAGUCUCAACACAAGGGUAGGAGGAGGAGGAAACAUAAGUCAUCAGUAUAUGAGAUUACCAAGUGUGCUGUGGCAUUUGCAGUGGGGCUGAGUCUUGCUGGUGCAGGGUUGCUUCUUGGUUGGACCAUGGGCUGGUUGUUUCCGACCACUUGAAGAUACGGUGCGUGGUAACCCAUCUUCUUGUUGUGUGGAUGGGUUGGAUUGCAGUGAUUUGUGUUACUUUGUAUAAAUGGCAGAUACUUGUACUAUUUAUUGUAGAUUGUUCAGACGUAAAUGCUGAGUGUAAAUUAGUGAAACUUGAUUGUGAUUCCAAUGUUACUCCAAGCCCACCUCUAUUAUGGUGUGGGCUUAGGAACUUAUGUACCUAUUAGGCUAUUGAACUUCUCGUCAUUUUUCUGCGUCUUAAAUCCCUUUUUUGCAUUGGGAAAUAUUGUUGUA
Molecule: messenger RNA, 1843 nt
Organism: Tripterygium wilfordii
Lineage: Eukaryota; Viridiplantae; Streptophyta; Magnoliopsida; Celastrales; Celastraceae
Exons: 3
Coding region: 176-1558 (460 amino acids)
Source: RefSeq, a predicted model, not a curated record